UCUCAAAAUGCAAAGUGCUGGAUGGUGAGCGCUGAGUUGGACCGCGGCAAAGCCCUGGGAGCGGAGCUGCGGCCGGGGACGUGCUGCCGUCCGACGCUGGCGCUCAGCCUGGCACCGCACUCACGCUCUUACCGCGCAGAGCAGCGGCCGUGUAGGGGAAGAUGUUGAGUCGGCUGAGGAGCGGCAGCAUCAGGAAUCUGGACAGAGAGUACAGCUGCACUGUCAGACUCCUGGAUGACACGGAGUAUACCUGCACCAUUCAGAGGGAUUCUAAGGGACUCUACCUGUUUGAGCUCAUCUGCCAACACCUGAACCUGCUCGAGAAGGACUACUUUGGCAUCAGAUAUGUGGACCCGGACAAGCAGAGGCAUUGGCUGGAGUUCACAAAGUCGAUUGCCAAACAGAUGAAAUCCCAGCCACCCUUCACCAUGUGCUUGCGGGUCAAGUUCUACCCCCCUGACCCUGCCACUUUGAAAGAAGAGAUCACCAGAUAUCUAGUCUUCCUGCAGAUCAAGAGAGAUCUGUACCAUGGCCGCCUCCUGUGCAGGACUUCGGAUGCAGCCUCCCUGGCCGCCUACAUACUGCAAGCCGAGAUCGGGGACUACGACCCUGGGAAGCACCCUGAAGGUUACAGCUCAAAGUUCCAGUUCUUCCCCAAGCACUCUGAGCGGCUCGAGCGGAGGAUCGCCGAGAUCCACAAGACGGAGCUGAUAGGACACACACCAGAAACAGCUGAGCUGAACUUCCUGCAGAAGGCACAGACGCUGGAGACGUACGGCGUGGAUCCUCACCCCUGUAAGGAUGUUUCCGGAAACCCCGCCUUCCUUGCAUUCACCCCAUUUGGAUUUGUUGUGCUUCAGGGGAACAAGAGGGUCCAUUUUCUCAAGUGGAAUGAGGUGACCAAGCUGAAGUUUGAAGGAAAGACCUUCCACAUAUAUGCGAACCACAGGGAGGACAAGAAGAUCAUCCUGACAUACUUUGCACCGACUCCAGAGGCCUGCAAGCACCUGUGGAAAUGUGGGGUGGAGAACCAAGCUUUUUACAAGCUGGAGAAGUCAAGCCAGGUGCGUACUGUGUCCAGCAGUAACCUGUUCUUCAAGGGAAGCCGCUUCCGAUACAGCGGACGAGUCGCCAAGGAGGUCAUGGAGCAAAGUGCAAAAAUAAAACGUGAUCCUCCAGAGAUACACAGAGCUGGCAUGGUACCCAGCAGGAGCUGCCCGUCCAUCACUCACGGCCCACGGCUUAGCAGUGUCCCCCGAACGCGGAGGAGAGCUGUGCACAUCUCCAUCAUGGAGGGCCUGGAGUCUCUGCGGGACAGCGCUCACUCCACGCCGGUGCGCUCCGUGUCACACGGCGACUCCUUCAUGCCGCGUUCCCGCGGCGCCGCGGCAGACGGCAGCGAGAGGGCGUCGGUCAUCGCCGAUGAGGCCUACAGUCCUUCCGACAGCGUGCUGCCCACCCCCGUGGCCGAGCAUAGCCUGCUGGAGCUCACCGCCGCACGACAGCUCAACGGUGCCCCUUGCAGCAUCGAGGAGGAGAAGGAGUGGGAGGCAGGGAGGGCACCAGGCGGGGAGGCGGGUGAGGCCAGGCUGGACAGGAAGUCCCCCAGCACGGCAACCCGCACGGGCGCCAUCUCGUCGCUAAGCGGAGUGGAGCAGCUGAAUAAGCUGGUUCUGAGUGUCGUGCGACUGCUGCUGGUCACCAUCGGACUGCUCUUCAUCCUCCUCCUCCUCCUCAUCGCCCUCACCGAGUCCGACCUCGACAUCGCCUUCCUGCGAGAUAUCCGGCAGACCCCGGAGUUCGAACAGUUCCAUUACGAGUAUUUCUGCCCCCUUCGGAGGUGGUUUGCCUGCAAGUUUCGCUGGCUGGGGGGGCACCUCAUCAACAAGUUUUUGUUCUCGAAGACUCAAGAUCACAGUCUUCCGAAGGCAGAGGAGUCUGAAUGUCAUCAUCUAUGGAGCAGCAGGCCUGCUAUCUGCGGCAGACGGCCAUAAGAGAACAAAGUCAACAUCCUCACGCUUAUAAGUGGACUGGGGGGAAGUCCGACCAGACUGCUGCUCAGCCUGUCCUUGUUCCACCUUUCUGCUUAGGAGAGCUGGAGGUGACUGUCCUUGUUUACUCCAUAUGGACUGAAAGAGUUUAUUAUCUCGCUUCAGAAAAGGCUGCAACAGGUACAAUGAUGCCUCAUUCAUGCAUAUUCAGGGAACCACUUUCACAGCUCUGG
Molecule: messenger RNA, 2224 nt
Organism: Brienomyrus brachyistius
Lineage: Eukaryota; Metazoa; Chordata; Actinopteri; Osteoglossiformes; Mormyridae
Product: FERM domain-containing protein 5-like
Exons: 17
Coding region: 162-1994 (610 amino acids)
Cellular component (GO): cytoskeleton
Source: RefSeq, a predicted model, not a curated record